This is a messenger RNA of Candida tropicalis MYA-3404, 1572 nucleotides long. RefSeq lists its product as uncharacterized. Gene Ontology annotation, molecular function: heme binding; oxidoreductase activity, acting on paired donors, with incorporation or reduction of molecular oxygen; iron ion binding. The record is from RefSeq and is a predicted model, not a curated record. The transcript has a single exon. Lineage: Eukaryota; Fungi; Ascomycota; Pichiomycetes; Serinales; Debaryomycetaceae. The coding region runs from base 1 to 1572 and encodes 523 amino acids.
AUGAUUAAAGAAAUAGUGUAUUUUGUAUAUUAUUAUGGAAUUACCCACUCAGUUUCAGUGCAGGUCACCGCUCUUGUCCUUAUCGUGACAUACUUUUUUGUUAUUCGUCCAAUUAACUCACCUUUAUGGAGAGUUCCCGGACCAUAUUUACAUCGGGUAACUUACUUUCCAUGUUUAAAUGCCCAACGAAAGGGAGAAUGGAUCUCCAAAGUUUAUGAUUUGCACAAGAAAUAUGGUGAUGUAGUUUUACUUUCUCCAAAUGAAAUCAGCGUCAAUGGUGACCCAAAAUAUUUGACUGAUAUUUAUGUAAAGAACCUCCCAAAGUCAAAGUUUUAUGAAAACUUUAGAAAUCAUGGAUUCCAGGAUAAUAUUUUUGCCAGUUUGGAAAAUGAUAGACAUAUCAAGUAUAAAAGAAUGAUAAAUAACUUGUACAGUAAAUCUUCCAUCUUCUCCAAAGAAAACCACACAAGAUCAGUUUUAUUUGACACCACAAAAACAUUAGUCGAUGCAGUUGCUAGAGAAUCUCCGUCAAUUGAUGUGUUUACGUUAUUUGGUUCCUUGGCCAUGGAUGUGGUUUCAAGGUUUGAACUUGGUAGAGACAAUGGAACGGAUUUAUUGAAUCAUCCACAAGAAAGGCAUAUUAUUGAAUCUCAUAGAAAGGUGUCUUGUAUGGGGUUCUGGACAACAUUGAUGCCAAGCUUCUUUUGGAAUUUGGCAGCAACCAAGGCCACCUUGCAAGCUGUUGAUGAUAUUUGCAAUUUCCAAUUGGGUUUAUAUAAAAUUGCAGAAUCCAAUCUUGUGUCCAAUGGUAAAAACCUAACUACGAUACAAACACUCAAGAAGUACGGAUUGGAAGGAAAUUCUGCGUAUUCUUUUCUCACGGAUAAUUUAUUUGCUGGACAUGAAACUACAGCUGUUCAAUUGACAUAUUUGUGUUAUGAAUUAUCAAGACCAGCUAAUUACAAAAUUCAGAAUAGAUUAAGAUAUGAGCUUCAAGAAGCAUUUCCAAGUGGUCAAAUUGAAGAUUUGGAAGUGGUUGAUAAUCUUCCGUAUCUUAAUGCGUUGUUGUCCGAAAAUGGUCGAAUUCACACCUCAAUUCCUGGAGCUGAGCCACGUGUGGUUGCAAAACCGUAUACUAUUGGCAAAUUGCUUAUUCCAGUUGGUACGGUUAUCUCUUGUCUUCCUUAUGCGUAUCAUAGAAAUCCGUCGGUAUUUACCAAUCCUGAUAAAUUUAUCCCCGAAAGAUGGUUAGUUGACAACGAAGAAGACAAGAAACGAGUCAAACAACAAGCGAAGUAUAUGAUGCCAUUUGGUAAAGGUGUAAGAAUGUGUCUUGGGAUGAACUUGGCACUCAUUGAAAUGAAGUUGGCCAUUGCAAGUUUGUAUUUAAACUUUUCUUCUUCCAUUGACGAAGACUGGUGUGGCAAAGUAUUAGAAAAUGAUGACCCCAUAGGUAUCGGGAAUUCAUGCACUCAUGAGACUGAUCAGGAUAAAAUGAAAAUGUACGAUGCUUAUACUACGAGACCAAUGCUAGAUGAAUGUUACUUGAAGUGGACAAGAUUAACUCCUUGA